This is a messenger RNA of Durusdinium trenchii, 1311 nucleotides long. The record is from the annotation of a GenBank genome assembly. NCBI's taxonomy places the organism in Eukaryota, Dinophyceae, Suessiales, Symbiodiniaceae.
GGACAGCCAGUGCUUUGUUUCAGCGCUCUUCGGUUGGUACAAGUUGAUACAUUACCAUUACACUGCAGUAGAACCAACUGUAUAGGAAAUCCUAGAAAUCUCAACGUUUCUAUACCUCAUAUGAUAUGUUGCUUUGAAUUCCUAUAUAGGUGGACGAAGUGCCAGCUUUGUUUUGUGUUCGCGGUAAAUCACAGACUCAAGCCUUUGAGCCAUUUUUUCUUCCACCGGAUUCCCCGUACUCCUCGCAUUUGACAUGGCCUUGGUCGAGCCAAAGAAGGUUGCAGGUGGUGCUUUUGGACAGUUCUUAGCUGAGAAGCGCUCGGAGCUACAGAAGGAGCUUCAAGGAAAGCCUGUGACGGAGAUUACGAAGCUGGCCUCGGCCAAGUUCAAGGCUUUGAGUGAAGAAGAGCGAGCCAUCUAUCAGGAGAAGUACGUGACUGCCAAGGCCAAGUAUGAAGCGGACCUGAAGGCAUUCGAGGAAGCCGGAGGCGAGAAGAAGCAGCGCAAAGCUAAGGGCAAGAAGGAUGGCAAGAAGAAGAAAGACCCAGAUGCCCCGAAGCGCCCUGCUGGAGGCGCUUAUGGUUGCUUCCUGGCCAAGCACCGCGCGGCUUUCCAAAAGGAGACCGCUGGUCAACCAAUCACCGCAGUGACCAAGCUGGCAUCUGCCAAGUGGAGUGCGCUGAGUGCAGAAGAGAAGACGAUCUAUGAGGAUGAAUACAAGGCCAAGAAGGAAGCCUAUGACGAAGCCAUGAAGUCCUACGUGCCCGUGCCGCGUGAAGGUGCUGAAGAGCCGGCAGCAAAGAAGCCGCGUUUGUCGGAGGCCAAGGAGUCCAAGGCAAUGGAAAAGGAAGCCAAGACAAAGGCUGCAGCCGAUGCCCCAAAACGCGCGCGUGGCCGCCCAAGGGCAGAUGGAGCGGCAAAGGUGGUGAAAGCCAAGGCGCUCAAGGGUGAGGAGGUGGAGCUGCAGGCGACGGUCUUAGCGAAGGCUGACAAGGUUGGCAUGUCCGAAGCUUUGAGGAAGUUGGCCAACCGCGAUGAUAUCAAAGCCAGUGGGAAGAGUCAAAGUGCCAUGCUCAAGGCUUUGGAGGAGAAUCGUGGACUUGUGCAUCCUGCCAAGCGAGCACUCUUGGGUGCGUGAGCGACCGAUUUGGGGGACGGCAAUCGCAGAUUGAAGAGUCAGCCGCCAUGCGGGGCGAAUGCCACGGUGAGCUGGAGAUUCAUUGGGAGCGGUUGCCAGUUGCUAAUUAAACAGGUUGAUCAGCUACAUGCAGGAAACGUGUGUUUCGAGCAUUUGAUGAAAGGUUGGGAAAA